AUGAAUGUAUCUACAUCAACAUUCCAAACAAGGCGGAGAAGAUUGAAGAAAGUGGAGGAGGAAGAAAACGCUGCCACUUUGCAAUUAGGCCAAGAAUUUCAAUUGAAACAGAUAAACCACCAGGGUGAAGAAGAAGAACUGAUUGCCUUGAAUCUGAGUGAAGCCAGAUUAGUAAUCAAAGAAGCUCUAAUAGAACGUAGGAGAGCAUUUAAGAGAUCACAAAAGAAACAUAAGAAGAAGCACCUGAAGCAUGAAAGCGCCAAUGAUGAAACUACAGCUGUAGAGGAUGAUGAUGAGGAUCUGGAUGAAGAUGACGUUGAUGCCGACGAUGAUGAUUUCAUGCAUUCUGAAACUAGAGAAAAGGAAUUGGAGUCUAUCGAUGUUCUAUUAGAACAAACCACGGGAGGAAAUAAUAAGGAUUUGAAAAAUACGAUGCAGUACUUGACAAAUUUCUCUCGAUUUAGAGACCAGGAAACCGUUGGAGCAGUUAUACAACUUCUGAAAAGUACUGGAUUACAUCCGUUUGAAGUGGCACAACUGGGUUCUUUGGCCUGUGACACGGCUGAUGAAGCGAAGACUUUGAUUCCGAGUUUAAACAAUAAGAUAUCCGAUGACGAGUUGGAGAGGAUAUUGAAGGAGUUAUCAAAUUUAGAAACUCUUUAUUAA
This is a messenger RNA of Saccharomyces mikatae IFO 1815, 666 nucleotides long. RefSeq names its product DNA-directed RNA polymerase II subunit RPB4 (gene RPB4). Gene Ontology annotation, biological process: mRNA export from nucleus in response to heat stress; positive regulation of translational initiation; transcription initiation at RNA polymerase II promoter. The transcript has a single exon. Gene Ontology annotation, cellular component: P-body; RNA polymerase II, core complex. The coding region runs from base 1 to 666 and encodes 221 amino acids. Lineage: Eukaryota; Fungi; Ascomycota; Saccharomycetes; Saccharomycetales; Saccharomycetaceae. The record is from RefSeq and is a predicted model, not a curated record. Gene Ontology annotation, molecular function: nucleotide binding; translation initiation factor binding.